Salvelinus sp. IW2-2015 is the source of this 1489-nucleotide messenger RNA. RefSeq names its product homocysteine S-methyltransferase. The record is from RefSeq and is a predicted model, not a curated record. Gene Ontology annotation, molecular function: zinc ion binding; S-adenosylmethionine-homocysteine S-methyltransferase activity. Gene Ontology annotation, biological process: S-methylmethionine cycle. NCBI's taxonomy places the organism in Eukaryota, Metazoa, Chordata, Actinopteri, Salmoniformes, Salmonidae.
AUAUGUUAAUAAAUAACCGAUCUUGCUUUUACCGGAAGAGGACAAGGUGCAGCACCGGCUUAGUAACGUUACUUUAAGUUAGUCAAAGAUAAAUGGUCGAGUGAGAUAGACUACCAGUAAGUGACCAUGGACAAAACGGAUAUUCUAAAAUUAAUGGAUGWUGGUCGGGGUCCACUUAUUGUAGAUGGUGGACUGGCAACAGAACUGGAAUCAACAGGUUGUAAAUUACAGGGAGAUCCUUUGUGGAGUGCAAGGCUGCUACAUACUAACCCACAGGCUAUUAAAGAUGCUCAUUACAGGUUUCUGUGUGCUGGUGCUGAUGUGAUAACUACAGCCACGUACCAGGCUAGUGUUGAGGGCUUCACCAGGCACCUGGACAUCACCCCUGAACAGGCCAACCAACUGAUCAUGUCAGGAGUGACUCURGCCAGAGAGACUGUCAAACAGUUUAUGGCUGACCAACCUCCAUCAGAUCGCAUGGUGCCUCUGGUGGCAGGUUCUGUUGGACCUUACGGAGCGUUUCUGCACAACGGCUCGGAGUACACUGGCGCUUACGCUGCGGCGAUGAGUGUUGAGGAACUGAAAGCCUGGCACCGCCCCCAGGUCCACUGUCUAGUUACAGCAGGGGUCGAUCUCAUUGCCAUGGAAACCAUCCCAAGCGUGAAGGAGGCAGAAGCUCUGGUGGAGCUGCUCAGAGAGUUUCCAGAUUCUAAAGCAUGGCUGGCCUUCUCCUGUAAGGAUGGCCAGUGUAUAUCUGACAGCAGUCGUUUCUCUGAGGCGGUCCAGCUGGCCAGUAGGUCCAGUCAGCUGGUGGCUGUAGGGGUGAAUUGCUGUCCUCCAGCCCUGGUCAAGCCCCUCCUAGACUCAGCCAGGACACAGAGGAGACCAGACCUCGGCUGGGUGGUGUACCCCAACAGUGGAGAGGAGUGGGAUACAUACUCUGGGUGGAAAAAACCAGCGAAUAGAAUAUCUUCAAUAGCUGAACUGAGUCUGGAGUGGAUGAAACAAGGGUGUGCACUUAUAGGAGGGUGCUGUCGCAUCAGUCCUGCUCACAUAGCGGAGCUACGAAGACAGAUACAUGGAGACAUGCCUGGGUUCGACGCUUCACAGCGGGGACAGGGAGGACCUUAAGACAGACACAUGGAGACAUGUUUGGGUCUGAUGCUUCACAGCGUGGACAGGGAAGACCUUACAGCUCUUAUUACUGCUACAGUAUGUAAUCCCACAGUCAGAUUAUGCAAUUAAUAACUAUUUUAAAAUGACACUUUUGAUAUGAGUUUAUAUAAAUGAUUUAUUAACCCUCAUACUGCCAACAUAUGUUAUAUACAGAGCAUUUGGAUAGUAUUUACAUCCCUAGACUUUUUUAACAUUACAGCUUUAUUGUAAAAUUKAUUUUUUCUAAAUUAAUGUAUGACUUUCUACACAUUUUGUUGUGUUACCACCUGAAUUUAAAAUAGAUUAAAUUGUCAUUCUUUGUUACUGUCCUACA